This is a messenger RNA of Musa acuminata subsp. malaccensis (wild Malaysian banana), 961 nucleotides long. The record is from RefSeq and is a predicted model, not a curated record. NCBI's taxonomy places the organism in Eukaryota, Viridiplantae, Streptophyta, Magnoliopsida, Zingiberales, Musaceae.
UCUUUCUUUUGUACUCGCAGAUAAUGAUCACAAAUUAGUAUCUUUGCAGGUGAGGGAGCGAGCUGAAAUUGAGUAUGGGUGUAAAUCGACCUUCGGGUCCCUGUGGGUUGCUACAGGGGAUUCGUGGAGUGCAGCUGGUGGAUCAGUCAACAUAUGGAAGAGAAGAUUCACUUCGUUGUGGGGAGUUGGACUUCUCGACCUGCGAAGGGCCCGAGAUUGUUGGAUCAAGCCGACGAUUGGUAAUUCGAAGAAUAUGGCAGCAGAGACCGUCAUACUUGAGGCCGAUUCACUGUAGCCUUCAUGGUGAUCAGAACAUUGCUGAAACCAUUGCCAAUGUAAUCACUUCAUUGCCUUUCAUUGUUCUCGGACUUCAGGCUCCAAGGCAAAACCUGAAUGCUGCAUUAUAUGCUAAUUCUUUGAUCGGUGUGGGUAUUGCUUCAAGUCUGUACCAUUCUUCAAGAGGACAAGCCAGAAGGUUUCUAAGAUGGGCAGACUAUACAAUGAUAGCUACAACUACAGUUUGUUUGUCUCGAGCAGUCAGAAAUGAAAAUCCAAGACUGCUGAUGGCGGCAUCUACAAUACUCUUGCCAUUUCAGCCUUUCAUGGUUUCAGCUAUGCACACUGGGUUGAUGGAGGUGGCAUUUGCCAGAAGGGCAUUGAUAAAACCAGAGUUGAGGAUGGCACAUAACCUGCACACCUUAUCUUCUCUACUGGGAGGGGCACUUUUUGUAGCUGAUGAUUUCUUCCCUGAAACUCCUUACAUCCAUGCUGCUUGGCACCUUGCUGCAGCAGUUGGUGUGGGGACAUGCAACAAGCUUCUCGAAUGAUAUCCAUGGCAACCCUGCAAGCAAUUCUUUCUCUAUAUGAGCAGGUGACACCAGCAAUUUGUCUUCCGACAUCAAUGCAUGAUACACUUGUGUAUUUGAUAUCGACAUCAAUGACUCUCUUUUUUGGUAUAGAA